This is a messenger RNA of Exophiala bonariae, 1275 nucleotides long. RefSeq lists its product as uncharacterized. The record is from RefSeq and is a predicted model, not a curated record. NCBI's taxonomy places the organism in Eukaryota, Fungi, Ascomycota, Eurotiomycetes, Chaetothyriales, Herpotrichiellaceae. The transcript has 2 exons. The coding region runs from base 1 to 1275 and encodes 424 amino acids.
AUGCCAGUUCUACACUUCCUCUCGGAGCGACAGGCCGCCACGGCUACUCCUGAAUACAAAGACGAAUCAUAUGCAGGGAACUUGCUCGCUAUCCAUGGAACAUUCUGCGCAGUGGCCAUUGUCUCGGUGCUUCUACGUCUCUAUGUCAGAAUAUUCAUGAUCAAAAGUGUUGGGUCCGACGACUAUCUUAUCGUUGCCGCCUCGGUCCUCUCCAUUGCUGUCCUGGUCUGCUUCUCUGGUGAAAACGCGGCCGGUGGACUAGGAAGGCACCCGGCCCUUGUCUCGCAGGAAGACUUUUCGAAAUUUAUGCAUUGGCGAUGGUUUCACUCGUUGAUCAUCAUGGUGGGCAUCAGCCUGGUCAAGAUAUCAAUCGCCUGCUUUCUCCGACGAUUUGUCCCCAACAAGAACUAUCAGCGGUUUCUGAUGGGCUCAAUUGUUUUCCUGGUUGCAUUCACGCUGUCCUGCGCCGGGACUCUGAUAUUCAAUUGUGGAACGAAGGUUUCGGCAAACUGGAACUUCGCACUGCGCGCUACUGGAGAAGCGAAGUGCUUCAGCAAUACGACUUUUACGAACAUUGGGAUUUUCAACAGUAGUGUCAACAUUGCUACCGAUGUGCUUUUCGCUGUGCUUCCGAUCCCAAUCAUCUGGAACCUGCAGGUGAAUCUGCGUACCAGGCUUACACUUAUCUUCAUUCUAAGCUUGGGCGUCUUUGCUUGUGUCGCAAGUAUUGUCAAGACAGUUAUUCAAGCCGGCGUCCUGAGCGAUCCAGAUUGGACUUAUCACGACUCCUUCUUCAUGUGGAACAAUAUCGAGUUCAAUAUCGGGAUUCUAGCAGCAACACUUCCAUCGCUCCGACCUCUGUUUGCAAAAAUACUUGGUGUCACUCAGCGUUUCACCUCGAGUGCCAGUCGCAACCGUCCAACCGGCUACAACGGGUACGAUGCAGACGGCCUCGCCUACCACAAGCAUGCUAGUACGAACCCUACUUUACGAAAUAAUCGAUCCAAAGACUACUAUCAAUUUGGUUCACGUCAUUCCACAGAGUUAAAUGACCUUCAAAGGGGUGCCAGUGUACACGCUUAUGGACGCGACGGAAGCAAGACGCCAGGCGUGACAAGCACAGUAACGGUGGGAGAUAAUGACAGCGACAAGAUUAUGCUGAACGAGCCGGAGUUUCAUGCAAAUGGAGACGACAAGGGGUGGAAUACUCCAGCCUCGCCACCGAAGAAUGGAGGCAUCACGAAAACAAUGACGGUGGAUAUCUCAAGGUAUUGA